Molecule: messenger RNA, 4254 nt
Organism: Astyanax mexicanus (Mexican tetra)
Lineage: Eukaryota; Metazoa; Chordata; Actinopteri; Characiformes; Acestrorhamphidae
Gene: scaf4a
Product: SR-related CTD-associated factor 4a
Exons: 20
Coding region: 143-3259 (1038 amino acids)
Biological process (GO): negative regulation of termination of RNA polymerase II transcription, poly(A)-coupled
Cellular component (GO): nucleus
Molecular function (GO): RNA binding; RNA polymerase II C-terminal domain phosphoserine binding
Source: RefSeq, a predicted model, not a curated record
GUGCACUGCGCGACGCCAUACCGCGGUGUUCGGAGGGCUAAGCGGCGGCGGACAUGUUGGCGCGGCCUGUGGCGGUGAAAUUUCACAUUUAGGAGUUUUAAAGGAUUUUACAGAAGAAGAAGAACUGCACAGAGGCAGCAGGAUGGACGCUGUUAACGCUUUUAACCACGAGUUGUUCUCCCUGAUGGACUCCAAGCCACCUAUCUCCAGAGCAAAAAUGAUCUCCAUUACAAAGUCUGCAAUAAAAGCCAUUAAAUUAUACAAGCAUGUCGUCCUAAUUGUUGAAAAAUUUAUCAAGAAGUGUAAACCAGAGUACAAAGUCCCAGGGCUCUAUGUGGUCGACUCCAUUGUGCGACAGUCGCGUCAUCAGUUUGGUGCAGACAAGGAUGUGUUUGGUCCCAGAUUCACGAAGAACAUCACUGGAACGUUUGAGAACCUCUGCUUGUGCCCCACAGAGGACAGGAGUAAAAUUGUGCGUGUCCUGAACCUGUGGCAGAAGAAUGGGGUGUUUAAGAUUGAGGUGAUUCAGCCACUCUUGGACAUGGCUGCAGGCUCCAGCAGCUCAGGUGGAGGUUCAGCUCUGGACAAUGGUCCAGAUAUGGCUACAUCCCCUCCAUCGCCCGCCAAGGAAGUAGAGAGCCAGCCAGUAGUGUCUGCUAACUCUGUGCAAGCAUCCAUGCCACAACUGCAGAACUCUGAUGCUUUUGCUGCAGUAGCUCAACUGUUCCAGUCCUCGCAAGGCCAGCAGCUUCAGCAGAUGCUGCAGACAUUCCAGCAGCCAGGGAAGCCGCAAUCUCCUGCACUGGAGAACAAUAUGACUGUCAACUUCCAAAUGCCGACACCAGUUAUGCAGCCUGUUCCUGGGCUGCCCCCAGGCCUCCCUCAUGCCCCACUGCCUGUAGAAAAGAAAGCCACUUUCGACAAGAAACUUCUUGACCGCUUUGAUUAUGACGAUGAGCCAGAAGGUGGAGACGACGGCAAGAAGGACGAGGCUCCCUCCAUUCAGCCUGCUGCUUUUGGUUUUCCUGAAGGCCUUCAUCAGCCUCAGCAGGUAUCAGCACCCUUCCCUCCACAAGCCAGUCAGAUGCAGCACUUUCAGCAGCAUAUGAUGGGUGUGACUCCAGAUCAGCAGGUUCUACCUCCAAAUGGUCAGCUCCAAAAUUUCAACCGCAUGCGCCCGCAGCUAUAUCCAGGGAUGAUACCUCCAGUAGGGCAGCUGCCUACUGCAGUUCCUCACGGGUUCCCUGGAGCCUUUCCUCCUCCGAAUGAUGCCUUUUCUCAGUUCACAGCUGUGCAGCAGCACCAUCAGGAGGCCUCUAUGGAUUUAGAUCCAUCCUCAAGACACCACGCAGAUGGCAGGAGGUCUAGGUCUCGCUCAGGCUCAAGAUCUCCAAAGAGGAGGCGAUCGCGGUCAAACUCUCGAUCCAGACGCUCACGACACCGACGUUCAAGAUCUCGAUCGAGGGAAAGGCGACGUCAUUCACCUCGCUCUCGAUCUCAGGAGAGGAGGGAGAGAGAUAAAGAGCGAGAACGCAGACAAAAAGGCCUGCCGCUCAUUAAACCUGAUACACUAAGCGUGUGCAGCACUACUCUGUGGGUGGGACAGCUGGACAAGAGGACCCAGCAGCAGGAUGUGGCUUGUCUAUUAGAGGAGUUUGGCCAGAUAGAAUCUAUAAAUAUGAUUCCUCCGCGUGGUUGUGCCUAUAUUGUUAUGGUUCAUCGACAGGAUGCCUUUCGAGCUCUACAGAAGCUCAGCAGAGGCACUUACAAAGUCAACCAAAAAGCCAUUAAGAUUGCCUGGGCUUUGAACAAAGGCAUAAAGUCAGAGUUCAAGCAGUACUGGGAUGUGGAGCUAGGUGUCACCUAUAUUCCAUGGUCCAAACUCAAAGUGGAGGACCUGGAAGACUUCAAAGAAGGGGGUGUACUGGACACAGAUACACUUUGCCCAGUAUGGAAGGGUGCUCAUGGGGAAAUGGAGAACACUGACGAGGCAUCCCAGAACGGCAGGGCUGACAUAGGGCUGGUGAACGAGAGUCCAGCUCCGGUCCCUGUGCAGGCUCCUCCUCUUCAGCAAGUAGGGGCUCCUGGUGCAACUGGUGUUCCUCCCCCAGUUUUCCCAUCACCCAUGAAUAUGCUUCCGCACUCUUUUCCACCUGGGGUUCCACCUCCUCCCAGUCCAUUUAUGAGGCCUGGAUUUAACCCCAUGCAGAUGCCUCCAGGAUUCCUCCCUCCUGGCGCUGUGCCUGCCAUGGCCUCUGCUGGUCCUCCUACGCCAGGCAGCAUGGGCAUGCCAUCAGUUGGCGGCUCAGGAGAGGAACAGCCUAAUGAUCCAGGCUCCAGGAUGAACAGGGAAGGAGCUGAAGGAUUCAGUGCCAUGCAAGGGAUGAACAUGCAGAGUCCACCAGGGCUCUUGGGUUCAAGACCAGGUAUGAUGCCUCUCCAACGUCCCCCAGGGAUGCCCCCUCCACACCUUCAGCGUUUCCCCAUGGCUCCACGGCCAGGCAUGCCCCCCAUGCCUCCACAGAUGAUGGCUCCCAGGGGCCCUCCUCAGAUGAUGCAUCAUCGAGAGCCUCCACCAAGUGGAUUUGGCAUGCAUCCCCCUCCACAUGUCAUGCGAGGCCCUUUUCCUCACCCAGGGCCUCCGUUCAUGAGGCCUACUGGCCCCAGAGGACCAGACGGACCUGAAGAUCCUGAGGGACGGCCCUUCAGGGGUGAGCAUUCCGGGCCGGCCCGGGAGCGAGACAGGGAUCAGGAAUGGUUUGGUGGACGCAGGUCGUUUGGCGAGGGCCGUGGAGGGGACAAGUUGGAAGGGCGGGAACGCUUCGGGAGCUGGAACGAGGAGGCAGAGCAGAGGGGUGGGUGGGACAGGACACGGGAGCGCAGAGACUGGAGAAGGAGUCCGGACGGAGAGAGGGAACAAGGACGAGAGCAAGGUAGGGAGGGUGAGGAGCGACCCAAACGCAGAGACAGGGAAUCGGGAACGCGAGAGCGAAGUACCCGCUGGGACAAGGAUGACAGACUUGACAGACUGGCUAAUAUGGGCACUCAGUCCAACGCAGGCAGUCAACCCAACGGACAUGAGGCGCUCGGAGACUCUAGCAGCUCGGAGCAGUCUAGAGACUCUGCUAAAGAACUUACUCAAGCCAAGGCAGAAGCUCCGCCCCCUCCCACCGAAGUGACUGCAGAACCACAGCCCUCUGAACCGGCAGCAGAAACUCAGAACCAACCUGCAGAACAAACAAAGACAGACGAAUCAUAGGCUACGCUUAUCCCCUGGACUGCAAUGCCCAUAUGAUAUUUGUUCUUUUUGUUUUCUUACUUGACAAGAUGCACAUGUUUGUGUGAACAUUUGCCUAAACACCAUUUAGAAUGGUAAUGGAAAGACAUGAGUAUCAAGCAUCACAUGGGUUCAAACCUGAAAAUAAAGGCCAGAUAUUUAAGGUAGAAGAACAUCGGGUAAAAGCCAUGUAGAUAGUAUGUUUAUUUUACAUCCAUGUCCUGGCUAAUCUUGGACACUACAGGCUAAAGAGGUGAAACGAUGCAGAAACAACUUGAUUUAUAUGGUUUGUGGUCCUAUAGAAAUAAAUUAUAUGCCUUGUCCCCCUUCUAAAAUGUCAAAAUCAAUGAUCCUGUAAUUGACUUUUAAGAGUCUGGCUAACAUGGAGCACUGCUCUGUAAUCAGUGUUCCAUUGUGGAGCUUGAAUGUUGCUUUAAACCAGUGUUUCCCAGUCCUGAUCCUGGACCACCCUUGCACUGCUCUAUUUGUUUUUUUUUUCUGCUCACACACAUUUGUAGAUUAAUAAACAACUUGUUUAUUGGUUAACAAGUUAAAUCAGAGGGGUAGGACCCAAGGAAAAUACAAAAAAUAUUCAGUGCAGAUAUACUCUAAGUCUAGAGUGUGCACCAGUCAUUCUAAAAAGGUAAAUUAAAAAAAAGAAAGAAAAAGAAACACAUGGGGGUAAAAAUUUAAGAAGGAAAUAAUCUGCUGUAAAUAUGCUUCCACUACUCAAAUGACCUUUGUAGAUUUGGAGGUAAGGUGUGUUUUUGAAGUAUUCCCCAUGAACAUGGAGAAGAUAGGAAACCUUGACUAAAAUAAGAGACAAAGACCCUUUUGCUGUAAUGUUUUUAACUUGCCAUGUUUACAUCGUGCGAAAAUGAGAUGUUUGUAUAAUUUUUAAGUUUGUGGAGAUGUGAACUUGUUUAAUAUUUCAGCAAUAGGGAUUUGGUUUUAAUAAACUAUUUUCAUACCAAAAU